Molecule: messenger RNA, 1884 nt
Organism: Oncorhynchus tshawytscha (Chinook salmon)
Lineage: Eukaryota; Metazoa; Chordata; Actinopteri; Salmoniformes; Salmonidae
Gene: cd79b
Product: CD79b molecule, immunoglobulin-associated beta
Exons: 5
Coding region: 107-751 (214 amino acids)
Biological process (GO): B cell receptor signaling pathway; B cell differentiation
Cellular component (GO): B cell receptor complex; external side of plasma membrane
Source: RefSeq, a predicted model, not a curated record
CACACCCACUGAUGCUGGUGUCUCUCUCCACGCUACAGUCAAGGUGCUAUUCUGCAUAGAUUAUUUUGGGGCUAGUACAACUUGUGCUUUGCAAUCUACAGUAGUAAUGUUGACCGCCAUGUGCUGGCUACUGGUUGGAUGUUGUGGGCUCGCCUUUGUGAACCUCUCAGUGGCUUUAAACAGCCCCCUACAGGUCACCCAGAAGCCUCGUUUCUUUGGGGUGAAGACCAAUCGCACUGUGGUCAUAUUCUGUGUGGUGUCGGACCGAAUCCAGUCUGCCACGGUGGAAUGGUACAAGGCCUCAGAAUACAACACCACUGGGAAGAAGAUAGAGGGGGACCGGGUCACUGUGAGGCAGAAGAGCAUGUUACGAAAUGCCUCGAUCGAACUCAGACAUGUAGAGACGGAGGACACCGGAUUUUACUUUUGUCUGAUUAACAACAUCACCUGGGGGCCAGGGACAGAGCUACAAGUGCUCAGACCCUCUAACAGUGAAAAUGCAGAAAGGAGAAGCAAACUGAAGGAUGCUUUGAUAUUUCUCCAGGCGUUACUCUUAACGCUGUUUGCUCUUGCCCCACUGCUACGCCACCAAUCCCUGUUGAAGAAGGAAGAUGCCAUUUAUGAGGAACCUGAACAUGAUCACAUCUAUGAGGGCUUGGAGAUCGAGCAUUGUGGUGAUCUGUAUGAGGACAUCUCAGUGUAUGCUCAGCCUGGGCCAGCAGAGGCUGCUGCAGCUUGGAAGCAGGAGUGAGCUGCAUCGGCGCGGAGAUGGGGACUGAGCUCUCCUGUCAUCCACUGCAUCUCAAUGCCUAUCCGCCCCGUAUUCGUUAAGCGUUCAGAGUAGGACUGCUGAUCUAUGAUCAGUUUUUGCCUCAGAUGAAAAUGAAUAGACAAGGGGGAUCUGAUCAAAGAUCUGCACCCCUACUCUGAGAUGCAAUAUGAAUACGGCCCUGGACUCAAAGGCCAAUGUCUCAUCCAUGGUGUUACAGGAUGUAUCUUAUGUUUAGUGAUUUGUUCAGACGACCACUAUUUCUUCAUGUUAUAGAUCCAUCCAUAUGGGUAAUGUCAUUUUAGAAUACAUGUGCGCGUGUUCUUUUCGAUACCUCCUAUAUAAGAUGCACGCAGAGGAACAGAUUGUUGAUUCGUGUUUUUCUAAUCGCAUGUUUUUCUCUUUUCACCUAUCUCAAAUGUGUUCAUGUAUUCUUUUCAGUUGUGCUCGAUUUGGUGUCUCUAUAAAAUGAGUUUUGAGUUGGUGCUACUAUUUUGAUUGUUAUAUAAUAGGGUGAAUGCGACAAAAGUUAGUUAUUGCAAUGCUUGUUUAACGAGGCUUGUCCAUAGAAAGGCUCUCUUUUCAGCUUCUCCUGUUUCAGUUGUAAAAUACUCAACCUGAUCGCGCCCCUUCAAAUUGUAUCAAUGUGGGUGUUUUGUUAAGUGGACAUGUGGCCUGGAUAAAUAUGUAGGCCAUCCAUCGUUGAUUGCUAAUAAUGUUAUACUCUUGCCUGUACUAUGAUAUGGCAGCAUUGUAAAGUGGACUUUGCCUUAAAUAUCCAAAGACAAAAAAAACAAUUAGUCUCGAGAGAAAGUUGUUUUUGUCUAGAGCUGUCAUUUUUUUCAAAAACAUCACAAUGUUCUAUUGUUGUUAUGAAAACUAUUACUAUACCAUAUACUGUUAAACAGUGAUUGCCAAAUCCAUAUGUAGUCAAAAAUGCAUUUAAAAUGCAUUCAAAAAUGCAUUUAAUGAAGUAGCAGGUAAAAGCAUACAUCUACAGUAAUUUUGUGUAUAAAAAUGUAUCCAGCAAUCAUCAACAGAAUAAAUAAAAGUUAAUAAAUAACCCAAUAAAUAAAUAGAUUUAAAACCAGAUAAAAAAAAAAAACACAUUUCCA